AUGGAUGCCGCCAGUCAAGGUCUCUGUAGUUCUAUUCACGUCACCUUCUUUUGUCUUCUGGUCUAUUUCAUAGCCCUACUCCAUGGCAUAGGAGUCCUCAUGCCAUGGAAUAUGUUUAUCACCAUAGCUCCGCAGUACUAUGUGGAUUACUGGUUUUCCCCAAAUAAUACACCAACUGAGUAUUCAAAGAAUUUUAUGAGCACAUUAGGGAUUGCAUCGCAAUUACCUAAUGUGCUGAUUAGCGUCAUCAACACCUUUGCUGCAAUAGGCGGUGCUCUGCUUCUCCGCAUUGCAGGCCCUAUCGUUGUAAACUGCAUCAGUGUUUUCGCAGUUUUGAUGUUAAUAUCAUUUGUUCCCCCAUCCGAAGACGCUAUGGGCUGGUUCUACAUCGUUACAUUGGUCAUCGUAGCUAUAAUGAAUCUUGCCAAUGGCCUUUACCAAAACUCUACCUAUGGCCUUUUCGCUGAUUUUCCGGCAAAGUAUACCAAUGCUCUUGUGCUGGGAAACAAUGUAUGCGGUACUUUCAUCACUGUGCUAUCGAUAAUCGUUACCAUGCGUAGGUUUCUGAUACUUUUGGAAUGCGAAGGAUUCCAAACUGUUGUCAUAUCUGACGUGCGAUCAAUCGCUAUCACCUACUUCGCCAUAUCUCUUUUUAUACUCAUCUUAUGCGGUUUAUCGCUUCUAGUUCUCGUUAAACAGAAAUUCUACACAUAUCAUAUUGAAAAAGGGAACGCAGCAAGGGCUCAGGCGAAUGCAUCAAAACCAGGAUUAUCGCAGUUUCUCGAAUGCUUUAAAUCGCAGAGUUCCUAUUCCUGA
Molecule: messenger RNA, 816 nt
Organism: Strongylus vulgaris
Lineage: Eukaryota; Metazoa; Nematoda; Chromadorea; Rhabditida; Strongylidae
Source: the annotation of a GenBank genome assembly